UGUGCCACAGCCCUGGGCAUGUGCUGCUACAUCGCUGCUGCUGACCUCGAGGACCUGGACUCAUGCCUUUCCUGCUUGGAGAGCAGCUUCAGCCCCCCUAGCACAUCUGAGGGGGGCUCAGCACCCUCCCAGCAUGGCCCUCUGCACUGCAGUGCGCUCCAGUCAUGGUCCUUGCUCCUCACUAUCUGCCCCCCCUCCCACAUCAAGAGCAUCUUGGACAAUGGCUGGCUGAGGCUGCCCCCUCUGCUGGCCAGCAGCAGUGUUGCGCUGCGCAUCCUGGCUGGGGAAACCAUCGCGUUGGUCUUCGAGAUGGCUCAGGACAUGGAGGAGGACUUGUGCCACCAAGAUACAUCGUUCCUGUGUGCCCAACUCAAGGUCCUGGCUACUGAGAGCAACAAGUACCGAGCCAAGACGGACCGACGGAAGAAGCGCUCCAUCUUCCGGGACAAUAUGUUCUCUGCUCAGAGCGGGGAAUACCAGGAGGAUACCAUCCGUUUUGGCCUGGAGUGCGUGUACCUGGAUAGCUGGGCAUGCCAGCGCACCUACCAAGCCUUCAAAGAGGUGCUGGGGUCUGGCAUCUGCCACCAUCUCCAGAACAACGAGCUGCUACGGGAGAUCUUUGGCCUCGGGCCCCCAUUGGUGCUGGAUGCAGCUGCUCUGAAAGCCAGCAAGGUCUCCCGCUUAGAGAAGCACCUCUACAACUCGGCUGCCUUCAAAGCCCGCACGAAAGCCCGGAGCCGAGUGCGGGACAAGCGGGCUGAUGUGCUGUGA
Nestor notabilis (Kea) is the source of this 771-nucleotide messenger RNA. Its product is annotated as interferon-related developmental regulator 2-like. Lineage: Eukaryota; Metazoa; Chordata; Aves; Psittaciformes; Psittacidae. The transcript is spliced from 7 exons. The record is from RefSeq and is a predicted model, not a curated record. The annotation marks the transcript as partial.